CCGUCUGGUAUUUCCACCGCUGACACCGUGUCAGAAUACCGGGCCAACCGCUCAGCUCUUCUCUGCAGCAGGACCUUACCUUAGUCUUCCCCGUCGGCAUCUUUAGUGUCCACGGUCUCCUUGUGAUCCCUUGUACUGUCUGCAGUCUCUGGUCAUUUGCUGUACUGUUGGCAGUCUCUGGUCAUCUCCUGUACUAUGUCCGCUGUCUCUGGUCAUCUCCUGUACUAUGUCCGCUGUCUCUGGUCAUCUCCUGUACUAUGUCCGCUGUCUCUGGUCAUCUCCUGUACUAUGUCCCCAGUCUCUGGUCAUCUCCUGUACUAUGUCCGCAGUCUCUGGUCAUCCCCUGUACUGUCUGCAGUCUCUGGUCAUUCCUUGUACUGUGUCUGCAGUCUCUGGUCAUUCCCUGUACUGUGUCUGCAGUCUCUGGUCAUCCCCUGUACUGUGUCUGCAGUCUCUGGUCAUCCCCUGAACUGUGUCCGCAGUCUCUGGUCAUCCCCUGUACUGUGUCCGCAGUCUAUGGUCAUCUCCUGUACUGUGUCCGCAGUCUCUGGUCAUCUCCUGUACUGUGUCCGCAGUCUCUGGUCAUCUCCU
Messenger RNA from Staurois parvus, 591 nucleotides. The record is from the annotation of a GenBank genome assembly. Lineage: Eukaryota; Metazoa; Chordata; Amphibia; Anura; Ranidae.